Molecule: messenger RNA, 3879 nt
Organism: Ochotona princeps (American pika)
Lineage: Eukaryota; Metazoa; Chordata; Mammalia; Lagomorpha; Ochotonidae
Gene: KANK4
Product: KN motif and ankyrin repeat domains 4
Exons: 9
Coding region: 59-3070 (1003 amino acids)
Biological process (GO): negative regulation of actin filament polymerization
Cellular component (GO): cytoskeleton; cytoplasm
Molecular function (GO): protein binding
Source: RefSeq, a predicted model, not a curated record
CUUGGCAAAAGGACAGGAGGAAGAGUGCCUGAGAGGCAGAGGGACGGCCUUCCCUAAAAUGGAGAAGACAGACGCCAAAGACCAGUCCUUUCUGCAGAAUGAAGAGAAAGACGCUCCCAAGAGCCAUCCUUACUCUGUGGAGACCCCGUACGGCUUUCAUCUAGACCUGGACUUCCUCAAGUACGUGGAUGACAUUGAGAAGGGCAACACCAUCAAAAGGAUUCCCAUCCACAGAAGGGCCAAGCCGGCCAAGUUCAGCACUCUGCCCCGCAACUUCAGCCUUCCAGACAGUGGGGCUCGCCCUCAUGCCGCUCUGCCCCUGCAAAGCUGGUCACCAGCCGGAUCGAGGAAGGUACUGCUGGGGACGCAGGAGCACACCCAGUCCCUGGCCCUGGGGGAUCCCCUGCAGGCUUCAGCUGGCAACAGUGCAGUGAGCUACCACAGGAAGGCCCUGCUGGCAGAGGCCAGCAGACAGGGGGAAGCUCCCACUCCUGAAAACACGGAGAGUGCACGACCCCACUUGCUGAGAGCAUCCAGCAUGCCGGCCACACUGCUGCAGAGCAGGGCCUCAGAGGAGUCGAGCCUGAGCUCUGGCCCUCCCAUCGCUCCUGCCCUCCCUCCUCUGCCAGCUGAAGGCAGUGUCUGUGACAUCACCCUUGGCUCCCUGGAAGGAUUUGCAGGUGUUCACAGCUCCAACCCUGGAGCAAUCACCCAAGCAGAGGUUGGAGAGUCGGCACACCUGAAGCCAGGAAUUUCAGAGCUGGUCCUGGAGGGGGCUGGGACUACUAAAAGUGACAUGACAGCUGUUAAUCACCUCUCUUUCCCAAGUCCUCCCUCCCCAGUCACCAGUACACUUGUAGUCUUAGAGGAUGCAGAAGACAAAACCAGAGAAGCCGAGAUGGUGUUUAUUCCUAGUUCCCUAACACCAAGCCCUCCACCUCUGCCAUCACCCAUCCCUGAGAACGAGCUCCCCCUAGAAGAGAUUGAGCUCAGCAUCAGUGAGAUCCCGCCACCGCCACCCAUAGAAGUAGAGGUACAAAGCAUUGGCAUUUGGGUAACAGAGGAAAGCUUGGGGCUUGCCAGGUUGGAUCAUGGCAGCAUUUCCAGCCUGAAGCAGCAGCUCUUAGACUUGGAGAGUGAGUUGUAUGGAAGAACCAAGGAACUGGCCCAAGUCAGAGCUGCCCUGCAGCAGCAGGAAGAGGAAGCCAGGACUAGGGAGCAGAGAAUUCAGGAGCUAGAGUGUGCCGUAGCCCAACUUGAAGAUCAGCUUAGUCAAGGGAGCACCAGAGAUGCUCCUGGCCAGACUGAUGCUGCCAUGAACACUGACCCUCUUCAGGGACUCUUGACCAAGGAGUCAUGCGACAAGAGCAUUGGGGCCAACCUUCUGGGCAUCACAGACUCGGAAAACUGGGGGGUCAGGGGAGAGGAGACUGUUCUCCUAUGGGGACCAGACAGUCAGUUUGAAGGGGACCAGCCCCCAGCAAAGCGGGUGCUACCCUCCCAGCUCUCACUGCCGCAGGGACCUGAAAAGGUCCUCGCCUCCCCUUUACACAGCUGCCUCUCCACCGAGCUGAGGAUUGAAGAAGGAGGCUUUGAGCUGGAGGGCAGCCCGCAGGGAGGAGCUGAAGGCCUGGCCUGGGAAGCACGAGGCUGUCCACAGAGCAACGACAGAGAGGCUCCACCUGCACGGAGGGAGGAAGUCAGCUCUGAGCUCCCUGGCAAGGAGCACCCAGGAAGGCCACCGAGCUCGCCAGUGGAUGCCACGAUUGGGCAGUAUGUGAAGAAAAUCCAGGAACUCCUGCAGGAGCAGUGGAACUGCCUGGAGCAUGGGUACCCGGAGCUGGCCAGCGCCAUCAAGCAGCCAGCCUCCAAGCUCAGCAGCAUCCAGAGCCAGCUGCUCAGCUCACUCAACCUGCUGCUGUCUGCCUACUCGGCCCAGGCUCCACCGCAGAAGGAGCCCCCAGCCUCCUCCCCGCCGACGGAGAUCUCUCCGUCGACCAGCCUUAAAUCCAUUAUGAAAAAGAAAGACUAUGGCUUCCGUGCAGGAGGUAAUGGGACCAAAAAGAACCUUCAGUUUGUUGGGGUUAACGGUGGCUACGAGACCACCUCCAGUGAGGAGACCAGUGGUGAGGACAGCUCCCCAGAGGACUUGUCUGACAAUGAGGCUGAGAGGAAGCGUGAUGGCCCAGAGCACCUGCGAGCCAGGAAUGCCCACUCAAGCUCUGAGCCUGGGAAGGGUGCUCCUGGGGACACCAGCAGUGCCGGGCAGGAAAGGGGGCCUGGGGAAGAAGCCCCCCAUGCCAAGGCUGAGAGGGAUCAACCCUCAGAAGAGUUUCUUACUGCCUGCCGGGCCUUGAGCCAACACCUGUCAGAGACCGGGACCAUCACCGACGGACUCCCGAAGCAGAGCCUGAAUGCCAUCAGCCAGGAGUGGUUCCGUGUUUCCAGCCGGAAGUCGUCCAACCCUGCAGUGGUGGCUGCCUACCUCCUCGGAGUACAGCCUCUGUCCCCGCAUCUCCUGAAGCUGCUUGUCAACCUGGCUGACCGCAAUGGGAACACGGCCCUUCACUACAGCGUGUCCCACGCCAACUUCCCCGUGGUGAAGCUGCUGCUGGAUACAGGUGUCUGCAAUGUGGACCAUCAGAACAAAGCUGGCUACACUGCCGUGAUGAUCACACCCUUGGCUUUGGCAGAGACUGAUGAAGACAUGGCUGUGGUCUGGAAGCUCUUACGAGAGGGAAAUGUGAACAUCCAGGCUACCCAGGGGGGCCAGACUGCACUGAUGCUGGGAGUCAGCCACGACCGGGAGGACAUGGUGCAAGCUCUCCUGAACUGCCAAGCUGACGUCAACCUGCAGGACCAUGAUGGAUCAACAGCCCUCAUGCUGGCCUGUCACCAUGGCAACACCGAUCUGGUGCGGCUGCUCCUGGCACACCCAGCUUGCGACAGCAAUCUGACAGACAAGGCUGGCCGCACAGCUUUGUCCAUCACGCUGCAAUCCCCUGGCCUUGUGGAAAUAGCAGAGCUUCUGCGAGCCCACGCGGAGCAGGGCAGGUCCCUGGAGCUGUAGGGAGCACAGAAGAACCAGCGAGGGAGAACAAAAGCUCCUUCUCCGGACCCUCUCCCUCGCCCGCCCUCGCAGAGGACAGGGGUCAGAGCCAGCGGCCGCCCCUGCAGAGAAACAGCUAUGUCAAAUAGGCACAUACAUUCCUGUUGUAUAUUCCGCUCUUUAGGAUGCUUUGUAGCCCGUGCCUCAGGCCAAGCCCAACCCCAACUUGGACUGCAGAGCGGGGUGGGGUGUGUGGGCUAGACAUUGGUGUUGUCCAAGAAUCCUAAACAUCUUCCACCUUGAACUGCUCAUGAGCGCCCUCUGCCUCUAGAACCCCGUGUAGCAGGCGCGCAGGCGCACAAUUAGAAAAGCAAUUCUUUCUACAAGGGCUUUGAAAGUGCAGCAUGGUUUUGGUGAUUUUGCACGUAUAUCCAGCUAUGUCUUACUGGAUCUGCACGUCUGGAGAGGAGGAGCAGCCUCUGGUGAGCCCAAGGACUAUCGCUACACUGAGGGGCUUGCUUUGGAGGGGCCUGGCAGAGAAAACCUUCAAUUCCAACAAGGUAGGAAGAGACAUGCUGGCCCCGAUGCCAGCUGCACAAUCGUGGUUAUUUUCGCAUCAUCCACGGCUCCAGUUCACUCCCAGGACAUGUGACUGACUGUGCACACUGCACAGCCAGCAAUACCAGCUCCUCUGAGCCAGGGAAAGAAACAGCUCAGGAUGAAGCUUUCUGCUUCCCAGGAAUGGGAUGUCACCUGCACGUCACCACCUCCCCUCCACAGCUGUGAUGGUGUCCUCCUGUAAUCCCUGGGGCUUCCUCUCCCAGCCCCUG